CUGGGGCUUGGGCUUGCUUCAGACGGCGGCGCGAGCGGGCAGCGCGCGGGCUGGGGGCCGGCGGCGCCAUGGAGUUCCGGCUGGAGGCGCAUCGCAUCGUCAGCAUCUCGCUGGGCAAGAUCUACAGCGCGCGGGGCCAGCGCGGCGGCCUCAAGCUGCACAAGAACCUGCUGGUGUCGCUGGUGCUGCGCAGCGCCCGCCGGGUCUACCUGGGCGAGCCCGGCGGCGAGUGCCCCCUGCCGCCCCGCCCGGGGCCGCCGCCGCCCCCGGACUGCGAGAGGCUGCGGCGGGGUUGCCGCCCGCUGGACUCGGAGGCGGCGGCGGCGGCGCGGGGCCGGGCGGAGUGCCCGGCCGAGUCCCCUCGCAAGCGGAGCGCAGCUGAGCGGGGCCAGGCGGCGGGCUCCCCGGGGAAGAAGCCGCGGCGUGAGGCGGCGCCGCCCCCGCCGCAGGAGGACAUGGAGACCGGCAACGUGGCCAGCCUCAUCAGCAUCUUCGGCUCCGGCUUCUCGGGGCUGGUGGGCAAGGAGCGCGGCGCGGCGGAGGCGAGUGAGCCGGGGCAGGUCUGCUGCGAGCAGCCGGUGCUGCGGAGCCUCAACCCCUGGAGCACGGCCAUCGUGGCCUUCUGAGCCCCGCCGCGGACUGGCUGCUCUGCGCGGCCGCCCCUGCCCCGCGGCACCGACGGGCGGGGGGCCGGGACUGGCUUGCCUCAAAGCAGGCAGGAAGCUCUGAGACACGCUGGGGACUUUUGGGCCUUGCCCCGCCGCCCUGGGAACUGACCGGGGCAGCAGCAGGACUUCACUUCUCCCUUCCCCGCACACGGACAUGCCGCGAUCUCCUCCCCCGCGCUCUUUCCCACCUAGGGCUUUGCCUGUGCGACUCUUUGCCCUCCCAUGUGGCGCCUUUCCUGCCGGAAAUCCCCUUUCAUGUCUCCCCAGCCCGAACAUCCUGCCCGCAGGGUGAAAUCUUCCAUAGGCUGUUUCCAUCCUGAACAUUUGGAGGACUCCCCCAGAUAAUACUUUAAGCUGGGAGAGAGUAAAGUUGAUUGGAAGCUUAUAUUUUGACAAGCUGGAAGUCGGAACUUUUACAUGGUGCUUUAAAAUGAUUAACGCAGUGAACAAAAAGUUUACAGACUGACAAAGUCAUUGUUCCUUUUGGAGGAGGCUUGGUCACUCCUGGUCUUUGUUCUAUAAAGGCUUGGGGAUGUGCUGGGGCUCUUGUACAGUAUUCUCUCCUCCACUGAUGUGUUUUGUUUUUGUAUAACUGUAACUCUACGUGUGUAACACGUAUUAAAUAUUUUGCAGCUGUUUAA
Caretta caretta (loggerhead turtle) is the source of this 1309-nucleotide messenger RNA. RefSeq names its product immediate early response 5 (gene IER5). The record is from RefSeq and is a predicted model, not a curated record. Lineage: Eukaryota; Metazoa; Chordata; Testudines; Cheloniidae.